AAUCAUGGCGGCCCCCAUGAAACACAACGCGAGUACACUGUGUAGAACAUAUUUGCUCUAUUUUGCAAAUCAUCAUGUUGAUUUCAGGAUUUCUGAGCUAGUGGCCCUGGCUGAGAUGUUUGGAAUUGACUUGCCAACAGAGAGUUUGAAAGGACAUGAUAAGGAGUGUCCAUUUCUCAACCUCACUUUGACAUCAGAAGUCCAGGCAAAACAAUUAGCAAGUAGAAGUGUACUUAUCAAAUCAGUUAUAGAGUUGUGGGGCCAUGGAAACACUCUUGAAGAUUUGUUUCAAGAUUUGAAAAAAUCCUCAAAUUUAAUGGUGCCAUAUUUUUCUGAAAAUUCUUCUUUGAAAGUUGUUGUUGAUGGCUUCAAUAGGUCACUUCCACAAAAAUACAAAAUACAGAUCAUCGAGAAAUUACUAACAGAUGAUGUUCUACCAUUUAAAGGGAGAAUAGAUCUUAAGAACCCAGAACAAAUCUAUUAUUAUUUAGAAGACUUUGGGAGACAAUCAAAAAAUGCCACAGGAGACCCUCAACAUGUGUACUUUGGUAGGUGGGUUGCAGAUGGAAACAGAAAUGAAAUUCAGAACCAGCUUGUAACCAAAAGAUCUUUUAUUGGAAAUACUAGCAUGGAAGCAAGCCUGUCACUCCUCAUGGCCAACUUGUCAAAAGUCCAGAAAAAUAUGCUUGUGAUAGAUCCAUUUGUUGGAACAGGUAGCAUACUAGUACCAUGUGCAUACCAUAAAGCUUAUGUCAUGGGAACAGAUAUCAAUUACUUACUUCUACAUGCUAAAGCUAAGCCGAGCAGGUCUAACCAGAAGGAGAGAUCCCCCAAUGAGAGUAUCAGGAACAACCUGGCAGAGUAUGGAUUGGAAUCUUAUUACUGUGAUAUAUUAGUUGCUGAUGCUUCAAAACAUGCCAUGUGGAGGCAUUCGGAGAUAUUUGAUGCCAUCAUCACUGAUCCUCCGUAUGGGAUUAGGGAAGGGGCAAAGAAAGUAGGGAGAGAAGACACUCAAGUCUCAGUGACAUCAGACCAAAAGGUGGAUCACAUUCCACAGAAAGUUGACUACGGUUUGGCCAACAUCUUUAAUGACCUUUUGAACUUUGGUUACAAAUUCCUGCAGCUUGGUGGCCGACUAACGUACUGGUUCCCUGUCAAUAGAGUUGAUUACGAAGAGGAAAACAUUCCCCAUCAUCCCUGUAUGAAGCUGAUAUCAAACUGUGAACAGGUGUUGAACAAAAGGAUAUCAAGACGACUGAUCACCAUGGAAAAGUAUCAACCAUAUAGGGAUGACAAGUAUUUAGCCAGUCAAACCAAUGUGGACCACUACCUGAAUGCUUCUUUCAGAGAUAUGUAUUUCAGAGUGGGAGAAAAUCCACAGAAAUCUUCUAAAUCUGACGAGAAUUUACAAACCAAUAAUCAACCACCAUAAAUUCUCACCAAAAUCAUUAAAUGAAUGAAAUUAAAGAAACUGUAGCUUCCUCAAAAGCUUGCAGUAUCGUGAAAUGGUGUCCAAUACAUGUUGGUUGCAUCAGGAAAAUACGGCCUUGCUCACACUGAACACAGAUUCUUAAGGCUACAGCGAAUUAAUUGUUUGUUACAUUCCUUGAAAGAAAACUAUAGUACUUUGAAAAAAUAUCAACUUCAAUAAACUGAGUGGCUUAAAAAGA
Molecule: messenger RNA, 1670 nt
Organism: Saccostrea echinata
Lineage: Eukaryota; Metazoa; Mollusca; Bivalvia; Ostreida; Ostreidae
Product: tRNA (guanine(10)-N2)-methyltransferase homolog
Exons: 14
Coding region: 5-1432 (475 amino acids)
Biological process (GO): methylation
Cellular component (GO): cytoplasm
Molecular function (GO): nucleic acid binding
Source: RefSeq, a predicted model, not a curated record